AUGGUAAACGGGUGCCGGGGUCCUCCGCCAGUUAGCCCCAAUAGCAUAGCUGGUACUGGACUUCAGGAGUGUGGUGCAGGCCUGGGCUCACGUGCGGCGGCAGCGGCGGGCGUAGGCGAGAGCAGACGGGCAGGUGGCUUCUCCCUCCUGGCUGAAUCGCUGAGACAGCAGAUGGAGAGAGCGUGUGACCCUGGGGUGACAGGCCAGGUGGGAGUCGUGUCCCCAUUGAAUCACCUGAAACCUCAGGUCGGCUGGGACAUAGAGACGGUUGGAGGGGCAAGUGCUGGGGCCUGGCUGGUCCCUGAUGGCCUCUCGAACCUGCUCCUCGAUGUCCCAGGUGACAGAGUGGCAAUUGAACCUGGAGUUCCUCGAGAAAUGGAUGAGUUUCUCAAGUCCGGCCGAUACAACAUAUCCCCCACUAUGUUCUGCUGUGGCAUACCACCUGAUGACGGGAACCUCUGCAGAUACUACAAACAUAACGCCAACUUCUGCUACAAACUUCCUGAUAACUUGAGUUAUGAGGAAGGGGCUCUGGUUGAGCCGCUCUCAGUGGGGAUUCAGGCAUGCAGGAGAGCUGGCGUUACUCUGGGCAGCUCUGUGUUCAUCUGUGGAGCAGGACCGAUCGGACUGGUCACUCUGUUGGUAGCUAAAGCCAUGGGAGCCUCUCAAGUGCUUAUAAGUGACCUUUCUGCUGAUCGGUUAGCCAAGGCUAAAGAAUUAGGAGCUGACUUUAUUCUUCCUGUUAAGAGGGACGAUAUACCACAGGAAAUGGCUAAACGUGUGGAUGGCAUGUUGGGAAACAUGCCUCACAUCACCAUAGAGUGUACUGGUGCUGAAAGCAGCAUCCAAACAGCAAUCUAUGCGACGUGCUCUGGAGGUGUAGUUGCUUUGGUUGGACUUGGUGCUAAAGUGAACACAGUGCCUCUCGUUACUGCUGCUAUCAGAGAAGUGGACAUCCGAGGUGUGUUCCGGUACUGCAACACGUGGCCUAUGGCUAUUUCUAUGCUGGCUUCUAACCGUGUGAAUGUAAAGCCACUGGUGUCACACCGCUUUCCACUGGAGCAAGCUAUGCAAGCAUUUGAGACAAAUAGGCAGGGCACUGGGAUCAAAAUCAUGCUGAAAUGUGACAAGAAUGACCAGAACCCAUGA
Molecule: messenger RNA, 1149 nt
Organism: Neoarius graeffei (lesser salmon catfish)
Lineage: Eukaryota; Metazoa; Chordata; Actinopteri; Siluriformes; Ariidae
Product: sorbitol dehydrogenase-like
Exons: 8
Coding region: 1-1149 (382 amino acids)
Biological process (GO): D-sorbitol catabolic process
Molecular function (GO): L-iditol 2-dehydrogenase (NAD+) activity
Source: RefSeq, a predicted model, not a curated record